Molecule: messenger RNA, 723 nt
Organism: Dictyostelium purpureum
Lineage: Eukaryota; Evosea; Eumycetozoa; Dictyosteliales; Dictyosteliaceae
Exons: 1
Coding region: 1-723 (240 amino acids)
Source: RefSeq, a predicted model, not a curated record
AUGGAAAAUAUAGCAAAAAUCUUUUCAAUGAUAGAUAAAUUGGAAGAGAAACUAGGAAUUAACGAAGAAAUAAAACAGAAUUUUAUUGACUUAAAGAAUGAAAUAAAUCUACAAAACUCAAGGAUGGAAAAAAAAUAUACAUUUAUUUUUUCAUUAAAUGGAGAUAAUGAAGCAAUAUUUGAUAAUGUAAACAUAUGUAAAAUUCUUUAUUAUUUCGCAUUGUUUUUUAAUUUUUUUCAAUUUUUUAGAGAAGUAGUUUCAAAAAGUCCCUCCCUUCUUGACAGGUUAACUAAAAGUAAAGAAAAGAAAAAAAACAUUACUUUAAAUUUUGUCUCUAAAGAAAAAACUCAUCUCUCUGCUUUUAAUCAAUUUUUUUCCAAAGACCCUGAAAAACUAGAAUUAAAAACUGACUAUAGAUUAAAUUUUGAUAAAGCAAAUAAAAAUAAUAAAUCUGUUGUAGUAUUCUCAAUAGCUGUGUCAAGUAAAAGUACUCAAUUUGAUCAAUAUAAAGAUGAAAUAGAAGAACUUCAAAAAAACUAUGAUCAUGUAAUUCUUUUUAUUUGUUUGGCUUCAGAACAAUUCUCUCCAUUUAUUUUUAAAGAAUUUAAUGGUAUUCAAAUAAAUUUUACACUAAACUUUUCAAUUAUACAUGAUAAUUAUUAUAAUCAAAAAUCAUUAAAAUCAUUUUAUAAUGAAAUUAGUGAAAUUCUAUUAAAUAAAUAA